Messenger RNA from Tinamus guttatus (white-throated tinamou), 481 nucleotides. Lineage: Eukaryota; Metazoa; Chordata; Aves; Tinamiformes; Tinamidae. The record is from RefSeq and is a predicted model, not a curated record.
AUUAAUCUGCAGCCUCGGAAUCAACUCACAGAGAAGGAUAACAUGUCCUUGCAAUGCACAGCAGACAAAUUUACCUUUGAGAAUCUAUCAUGGUACAAACUCAGUGCUCACGCCUCUCAGGCUCCCUUUGGAGGGCUACCCAUGCCUGUUUGCAAGAACCUUAAUGCUCUUCAGAAGCUGAAUGCGACGGUUUCAAAUACCAAUGGUGAAAAUGUCACCUUGGAACUUAUCCUCCGUAACAUCUCUAUCCAGGAUGGAGGGGACUAUGUUUGUAUUGCUCAGGACAAAAAGGCUAAAACACAGCACUGCCUGGUCAAGCAUCUCACUGUUCAAGAGCCCUUGGCACCCACACUCAUAGGAAAUCUGGAAAAUCAAACAACAAACGUUGGUGAAACUAUAGAAGUAUCAUGCACAGCAAAUGGUAUUCCUCCUCCCAACAUCGUGUGGUUUAAAAACAAUGAAACACUCGUGGAAGAUUCUG